CGAUAAAGACGAAGUGGAUUUUGACGUGCUCGGAUGGUGGAAGCGGAACGAACACAUGUUCCCAUGUCUCGGCAUGCUAGCAAGACAAGUGUUAUCCGUUCCGGUAUCAACCGUAGCAGUUGAACGAGAAUUCAGUGCUGGCGGCAACAUUCUAACCGACUUUCGAAGUUGUCUUAGCGCUGAAUCUCUUGAAACACUUGUUUGCAACCAAGAUUGGCUCUUGGCAAGACGUCGAGCUCAAGAGUCAACGUACCAACUCGAAUUGGAGCAUUACAUGAAUGCAACAACAGAUGGAAGUUCGAGUUCUGAAGAAUAAGUUAUAAUUUUUUUUGUUAAUGUAAAUAUGUAAUUAGUUUUUUUAGCUAAGCGAUAUAUAAGCUCCUUCGAGGGUUUCUUUACGGUUCUUUACCUCGUCGCUUUUUUUGAACCGUCAGGAUAUUAAAUGUGGUUGUUCUUC
This is a messenger RNA of Cuscuta campestris, 457 nucleotides long. NCBI's taxonomy places the organism in Eukaryota, Viridiplantae, Streptophyta, Magnoliopsida, Solanales, Convolvulaceae. The record is from the annotation of a GenBank genome assembly.